Paramacrobiotus metropolitanus is the source of this 2454-nucleotide messenger RNA. RefSeq lists its product as uncharacterized. The coding region runs from base 1 to 2454 and encodes 817 amino acids. The transcript has 10 exons. The record is from RefSeq and is a predicted model, not a curated record. NCBI's taxonomy places the organism in Eukaryota, Metazoa, Tardigrada, Eutardigrada, Parachela, Macrobiotidae.
AUGUACUUUUAUCUGUCCCAUUUGGCCGAUGUGGCCGCCAAUCGGGCGAUCAACGCCAGCGCGGUGUACUUCGAUGUAAACUGCAGCUAUCCUAACUGGUACCGGGAUUACUUCAACAAGACGUUCCCGUUGUUUGCACCGCGAGCGGUUCGUGGAGAUAAUUUUAAUGAUCCCAUUAAUCCACAUCGCUACUCGACGCUGCUGAUGACCAAUGUUGAGGACUUGGGAGUCGUGACGAAUUCGCCUGCAAACUAUACGCACACGUUGUACCGUACGAACGACUGGUAUACUUCUUGGUUACCGGAUGCCGCUGCAGCCGAUUAUGCCAAAGUCACGUACACAGUUAACAUAAAAUUCGCCAACGGAACGGAACAAAACAUCGAAUUCUUUGGUCCACCCGAGCCACAGGCGGACCCCGGUUCAGUGAAAUGGACGGCGCCUUACUUCGAUUGCGGCCGGACCAAUAAAUGGCUAAUUGCGGCCGUUUCGCCGGUACUUGAUCUUCAUCCCAGGCAUACUUCCUGGCGGCAUUUACAACGGCACAAGUACGUUGGUGCGGUUGUAGUAGAGACGGAUCUGUUAAAAAUUGAUAUGAAUCCUUGUCCCGUUAGCGAAGGAAAUCCACUGCCCAACUGGUAUGCCGGUACUGAUCGUUGUAGGAAACGCACAACAGAAUGCGAGCCACUCCAGGGUUAUGGUCUAAAACGCGGCGGAUACGCUUGCCGGUGCCGGCCAGGUUAUCGGCUGCCAUUCUGGCAGAUUGGUCCCUUUCAAGGAGAAAUUAUCGAAAGAGCUAUUGAAGUCGACUAUUUGGCCAAGUUCGAAUGCGAAAAAAUUGGGAACAUCCGUGUGGUUACCGAACAUGCGACUUCAUCUGACAUUUAUUUACAUCGACGCCCCAGUGGUUACUUGGGGCCUCUGGGUGGGGAGCGGCCCUACUCUUACCUGUUUGGAUUAGAUCCGCUAUCCAGUCCGGAAGGAUACCGAUGGCCUCUGUAUCCGUUCACAUCCAACCGAUCCCAGUUCUACGACGCUUUCGGCCAGCCUUUGGGACCUGACGGUCGACGCAUUGUUUACGGUCCGGACGGACUGCCGGUGGUCACGCUGACCGGCAAAACCACGGUGCCCUUUGAUUAUCUGCCCACAUGGCAGGCUUUUAAUACGCAUGUCUAUCAUGGCAUUAUGAAUUUUGCAGGAUUCCCGAUGUCGCCGAUAAAUCUGUCUAUUGUGGAUCCCAUUAUUCACCGCAAUGUCCGCUCGGCUACUCCCUUAUUUUGUCCGCAGUCAUCCAAUCCGGCUCAAUGCGGUGUACCAUUACUCUUGCCCUUACGGUUACCCAAUAUGCUUGUGCGGCAUUCCCAUAUUAUCUCUAAUCGUGUGCUGUUGAAUACACUGCGCGCUAUGCGCUUAAUUAACCCUGAAAACUGUCGCCACUUCCGUCCGGAGCAUCUAAAAUUACAAGGCAAUGUCGCUUAUGGAAAGGAGUACCAGCUGGAAAAUCAGGCUCGGACAGCACUGCGACUAGCGCAUUUCAUCAGCGUUUACAAUCAGAUUGUUGAUCCGACGGAGUUGUUUUUUGAACGCACGGCUGACUUACCGUUGAACGAACAUCAGUUGUUUUCUGAGGUUCUGGCAAACGUUAUGGGCGACAUGCGCAUUUUGAGUAGCGGGAUUUAUUACGAAAACAGCAAGUUUCCGGGUCGUGUGCAUUUUGGACCGACGGCCGAACGUACGUCUCGAAACGCCCUGGCAUUUUUCGCCGCGGACCAGGCUACUUUACACGGAAUUAAGGAUCGGUUUUACCUUAACCAGGAAUGGUUCAAGGCCGUUAAGGAAAGGUGGAAAGCUAGCCCGGCUUCACAACUAACCAAAUUCGCCACCAGGAUGCGAAUUAGAGGCGAUCGUACCGGCAAAUACAGUAUAAAGUAUGACCGUUAUCCCGAGCAGUACCUGGCGCCGAAUCUGAAUGACGGUCACUGGAGUGCACCGUAUUACAGCUGUCAUGGACACAUUAAAGAAUGGGUCAUAACGUAUGCUGUUCCUUUUUUUGGACUGGAUAGCAUCCGAGAUGCAGUGGAAUUCCAAGGAGUCGUUGCGGUGACGAUGCCGCUGUCGGAAAUCGACUUAAACCAAUGUGACGCUCCGUUGAAUACUCCAAACGCAUUUAGAAACAGCCACCGAUGUGAUCACACAUCAUCUUAUUGUGUUCCGAUCAUGGGCAGGCGCUUCGAAAUGGGAGGAUACAAAUGUGAAUGCAAACCUGGCUAUGAAUAUCCCUACAGUGAACCGGUUAAUUAUUUCGACGGACAAGUCAUGGAAGCCGAAUGGGAGAAACAUAUGAUGGAUCUACCUAAUAAGUUCAGUGCGUUAAAAUGCCGAUUAGUUGGUCGGGCAACAGCCGCAAUGUCAAGCUUUGUGAUGACAAUAUUAGCUAUAUCAGUGCUACUCCUUUAA